Amphimedon queenslandica is the source of this 1275-nucleotide messenger RNA. RefSeq lists its product as uncharacterized. The coding region runs from base 1 to 1275 and encodes 424 amino acids. NCBI's taxonomy places the organism in Eukaryota, Metazoa, Porifera, Demospongiae, Haplosclerida, Niphatidae. Gene Ontology annotation, molecular function: transcription coactivator activity. Gene Ontology annotation, cellular component: SAGA complex. The record is from RefSeq and is a predicted model, not a curated record. The transcript has 14 exons.
AUGGAGCCACACCCACUACAAGAUGCCUCAUCCCCAGCCUCAUCCAUAGUAGUAGCUACAGUAACAGUAGUAGAAGUACUGCAUCUUCUCGUUAAUGGACCAAGCACCUCGACGUAUGGACAUCACGUGGGCAGCCAUUGUAUGGGCGUGGUUUAUAAUAAAAAGCCCCGCCUUUAUAAAAUCAAAAAUAAAAUUAAAGAAAUGAGCUACUGUGAAUCAUUGUGGGGUGAAAUUGAGUCAGGAAGCGAUAGGGAUGAAGGAAAGAAGCAAAUGUGGACUGACCAAUGGCGGCCAGGACCAGUAACAGCCCAUAUACCACCUGUAGCAUCUCAUACUGACCAGACAGCAAAUAUCUUGCAAGAGAGUAUAGAUUAUCCAAAGAAUGUAGGGAAAGGUAAUGCCAUAUUGCAUAUAAUUGAUUUGAGGGAGUACAUUGAUGAGAUGAAGCAGUUGAUCCUCAAUUCAAGACUACCUCAAACCAUAGAGAACAGAGAGUCACUGAUUCCACCUGUACCUCCCAACAGGUACUGGCCUGUUCCCUCCAAAAUAAGAUGGAACAAAGCUGAGAAUCAAGAGCCAAUGAAUAACAUAUCAUUACCAGUGUGGGUUAGACUGAAUGAGGAGUCUUUGUCUUUAUUAAAAAGAAGAGGUGUAGCUGCAGCUGCCCUUUAUGUAGGCUAUGAUGGGGUAAUGUCAAGAGCACUGCAUUGCUUAAGUGAUGUUCUGGGAGAUUAUUUGAGACGGUUUUCGUGUUUACUGAGAACAAAUUUAAACAAGUCUUCGGAUCAAAGAGGAUUAAAUGUAAUACUUGAUAAAACGUUGGAGCAAUUUGGCAUAAAUGGAAAGAGAGAGUUGAAAUGCUAUUGGGAAGCCAUUUUGUCAGAGCACGACGGAAUUGUUGAAGACGCUCAGGAACAAGUUGAAGAAUUCAAAAGGGCCAUGUGCAAUCCAGUUAUGGAGAGAGAGAAGUUAAUCAGAAAUCUUCAGUUACCUUUGUCAAAAUCAUCAAAAAAAGAUUCAUUAAUUGGAGGAGAUAACCCAUUUUUAUCGCCAUUGUUUGGGACCCCUUUAGCUGCUGUUGUUGGUGGAUCUGAGGAAGAGAUAGCCAUAUCCAGUGACAACAUUAACCUUGACAACGUUGCAGCUGCUAAAACUCCUGAUCUAGGAUCAAACGUAUUAUUACAAGUACCAGAUCAAGACACAGUUGGUGUCUGUCUUGAUAGCCCUCCACUCCCUAGGAAGCGGCUAAGAUCAAUGUCACUUGGAAAUGACUAA